AGUUGCAUGUUUAAAAACUAUUGUGAAGGACAUGCUAACAUUGCUAUUUGACUAGAGUUACCCUCAAUUUAAUGGUCUAAAAUGGUGUGGUUUAAACAUAGUCCUCUUCUAUUAAUAUGUGGUUGAAUAUGAAAUGUGAAAGAAAUUAAGAAAUAGCACAUUUUGAAUUCUAGAUUUGCUGCUACACAUAACAAAUGAAUUCUGUGGGGACAUUCACUAUCUAUCAUAUAUAUGAUGAUGUGUAUAUAUAUUCAGUAUAUAUACACACACACACAGUGUCUGUAAAUAGUAACACUAAUAGUGCAGAAUAAGCCUGCAAAAAGAGUUUAUUUCUUACCUGGGAAAAUAUUUAAUGCCUGAGGUCCAUGAAUCCUUGUCCUUUGUCUGCUUCUGGUUUAGCAGUGGGGGUCUUGGAACCCACACACAAAAGAAACUUUUAGAUCAGGGUCAUCGCUGAACAGUAUUACAUUUUUUAUUUAUAUUUUUGCCAAUUCAGUGCACAUGAAAGGCAUGAUGUUGAAUAGGUAGUCCAAUGGAAAUCCAUGGUUGCACCGACAGCUUAAGAAAAGCACCACCCUCCUCCCCGCCCUCUAGUAUACUUUAUUUUUGGUGAACUUUUAUCUACUGCUCAUUUCAAUUGAGCUUAUGCUUUUGAACCUUCAUAUCUCCACUUAUAAUAGGCUCUCUGCCUAGUAUUCAGAUUCUUCCAUUGUAUUAGUGUGUGUGUUUGUGUGCUGAAUGUUGGGAUUCCACGUCAACACAGGAAAUCGUAUGUUAAUUAGUACAAAUGUGUACACUCACACACUGUGGCGUUAGCAUUUGUGUGGUGUUGACUUUAAGUCUCUCAUUUACAAUUCAAACAACAUGAUAUUGGCAGUAGAAAGAAAUUUGAAAUAUGACCGUUAUUUUCCAAGCAUUUAUGAAAUACAACUGAUCAAAAAGAGAUAUUAAUAUAUAAGUGUUUUUUUUUUUAAAGUGCUCAUCCAAAAUUCAAACGUAUUAGACUAUAUUGAAUUAAGCCAGGUUUUAAUUAUUUUCCAGCACUCUUCUUCUAGUUCUCUAUCAGCAGUCAGUGGUGAGGCAUGCCUUGACAUGCCUACUGAACGUGGGGUGGGGGAGGGGCGUGUCUAACACAGCAUAUUAACAGGAGUUUUUCUAUCCAGUACCAAUGUUAAGGGACCUCAAAUUCAACCUGUUGAUGUUACAGUGGAGAUUGUGUGUUGUAGAAUCAGUUUUAUUGAGAGGAAAACAGUUUGAUUCAAAGUGUACUCCACAGACCUGAACAAGCUGUACUGUCAGCUGGCUAAGACCUGCCCCGUCCACAUGGUGGUGGGCCAGCCGCCCCCGCCAGGCUCGGUGCUGAGAGCCACUGCGGUCUACAAGAAGUCCGAGCACGUGGCCGAGGUGGUCAGGCGAUGCCCUCAUCACGAGAGGACCCCAGGAAACAAUGAUGGCCCAGUCCCUCCCAGCCACCUGAUCCGGGUGGAGGGGAAUCCGCGUGCUGACUACCAGCAGGACCUGAACAUCGGGAGGCAGAGUGUAGUGGUCCCUUAUGAGCAACCUCAGCUGGGCUGUGGACACACCACCACACUCUACAAUUACAUGUGUAACAGCAGUUGUAUGGGAGGGAUGAACCGCAGAGCAAUUCUGAUGAUUGUCACUCUGGAAACGCAAGAGGGACUUGUCCUCGGCCGUCGCUCUUUUGAAGUUAGAGUCUGCGCUUGUCCUGGACGGGACCGCAAGACGGAGGAAACCAACUUCAGGAAAAUCCAAGAGACCAAGUCGUCAGUCAAGGCUACCGCUACCGCUGCCCCCACCACUAAACGCAGUCUGAAGGAGGCGCCUCAGGCAGCAGCACAACCUGAAGGCAGCAAGAAGGAGGAGAUAUUCAAACUGGAGGUUCGGGGAAGAGAACGCUAUGAAAUGUUGAAGAAGAUAAAUGACAGCUUGGAGCUUAAUGACUUGGUGCCCUCUAGCGACAUUGAGAAGUACCGUCAGAAACACAGCUCUAAAGGCGGGAACAAACGUGAGCGUGAUGGCUGUACCAUGGAACCAAAAAGAGGAAAGAGACGUCUUGUGAAAGAAGAAAAAAGCGACUCUGAUUAAUAACAGGAGUGUCCUCUGUUAUGUGUUUAUCAAAAUGACUGCAGUAAAACCGUGAGAUACACGGUUAGUGCUUCAGUGUUAAGCAUAGUAAACCUUCAAAUGCCUGUAGGCUGAAUUACAAUUGGCAGGAAAAAUGUCGCGCAGCCACCAAACCAUGAUCAUAGAUUCCAAAUGGGGGAAAUGACUCACGCAAAUAAUCUCUUUUUUUUUAUGUGUAAAAACAUGGCUGCCUCUCCCGUUUCUUUUUUGGUUUCUUUGGGGGGGGGGGGGGGGGGGGGGUCAUGUUUUUUUUUAUGAUGAAUUCAGAUUAUCAUAUUUUCAACCAAAAAAAUAAUUUGGAUUGUAGUAAUUGAAAGUGUGAAGCUGCAUUAUUUCUUAUAGAGUAUUACCUGAGCGAACGUUUCACUGGGGGGGGGGGGGGUCAUGUUUUUUUUUGUAGUGCCCUCUUUCCCUUCUAACUGUAUUCAACCAUUGUGUCAUUCGGGCAUAAAGGGUUUGGGUAUGUAUUUUUUUUCACAGUUGCAUUAAUUUUCUUGUAUUGAGGUUGUUUUAUGAAACAAGAAAUGGGUAACGACAAGAUAUUGUUCCUGAUAGCGUUGUUUUUUGUCCGUUUUAUAUUUUAUAUUACAAAUGUUUUGAAUA
Molecule: messenger RNA, 2748 nt
Organism: Clupea harengus (Atlantic herring)
Lineage: Eukaryota; Metazoa; Chordata; Actinopteri; Clupeiformes; Clupeidae
Product: cellular tumor antigen p53-like
Biological process (GO): protein tetramerization; regulation of transcription by RNA polymerase II; apoptotic process
Cellular component (GO): nucleus
Molecular function (GO): DNA-binding transcription factor activity, RNA polymerase II-specific; RNA polymerase II cis-regulatory region sequence-specific DNA binding
Source: RefSeq, a predicted model, not a curated record